GUAAGCCAGGUCACAGCAAAUGACCAGGAAGGAACGAUGGCUGCAAAGAAUGGGAAGAACAGUCUACUGGAAAAAUGGAGGAUUGAUGAAAAACCUGUGAAGAUUGACAAAUGGGAUGGUGCAGCUGUGAAGAAUUCUCUUGAUGAUGCAGCCAAGAAGGUACUCAUUGAGAAGUAUGGCUAUAUUGAGAACUUCAACCUUGUGGAUGGACGUCUCUUCAUUUGUACAGUCUCCUGCCUUUUUGCCAUUGUAGCUUUAAUUUGGGACUACCUACACCCUUUUCCAGAGUCCAAACCAGUCCUGGCAUGUUGUGUUGUUUCAUAUUUCAUUAUGAUGGGUAUCCUAACCUUGUAUACCUCCUACAAAGAGAAAAACAUCUUUCUUGUGGCUGUUCAAAAAGAUCCAGCUGGCAUGGACCCAGACCACAUCUGGCAGCUUUCGUCCAGUCUUAAAAGGUUUGAUGACCAGUACACACUGAAAGUCUCCUUUACAGAUGGGAAAACCAAGCGGUUCAGGGAGAUGGAGUUCACAAAGUCAGUGGGGGCAUUCUUUGAUGAAAAUGGCACAUUGGUGAUGGACCAGUAUGAAAAGUGUGUCUCUCAACUUCAUGAUACACUGGCAGUAGCGAAGAAAACUAAGUAGUGUGAAAACUGGGCAUACCUGCAAGGUUGUGACCUCAACACAUACUCAUGAGGCUGUAGUGGAUUCAAAAAGCAGGUUACUCAUGCAUGUGUUUUAGAGGUUAGCCUUCUGUUAUGAAGUCUGUUGUGUUCUUGUUUAUACAUAGGUCCAAUUUCAUGUUUGUUUGUUUUUUUUUCCCCCCACUGGUCAUCCUUUUUAUAUAAUAUAAAAUUCAGUUUCAGUAAAUCUCAAAUUGACAUGCUUUGUGAAGGUAAAAUGAGACUGUUUCAAAAAUAUUCCUUGCAGAGGUUUAAGAGAGUAUGUUGAAUACUGUACAUAAACAUUGUGCAUGAAGUUUUUUUUUUAACUUCAGUUGUGUUACACCUUUAGCUACACUGAAUAGUAUUUUUUCCUUAUGGAUUUUCUGAAUACAAGGUCUCCCUUAUUUUUUGGUUUUAAUUUUUGCCUCAAUUUUUUGUUGUGAGCCUUACUAAAUUUGAUUGUGCAGACUGGGAGUUGCUUUUUUUUCAAAUUUCUCAGUGUGUUAUAAAUUGUGCCAUUUCUUUGCCUUUUAAAGGACAAAGGAAGGAAAAAAACUAUACAAAUAAUGUGUUGUUUUCCUGGACUCUUAGUCCUACAUGCUGUUUAAAACACCACCACCACCACAAAAAAAUCUAAUUUUAUUUUAUUGUCCAGAUUAAGGUUUUUCUUUGUAAUAAAACCAACUGUGUGUUUGAAAGCUUACAUUGAAGUAUAAGGUAUGGGGACAUUUGACAAGGCUAACUAAUUGCAAGCAUUUCUUUUAUAUGUGCCUGUUCUUCACACAUGCAAAAGAUUUAAGUAAAGUUUUUGCAUCUGUUUGUUGUUCUUUA
Molecule: messenger RNA, 1493 nt
Organism: Electrophorus electricus (electric eel)
Lineage: Eukaryota; Metazoa; Chordata; Actinopteri; Gymnotiformes; Gymnotidae
Source: RefSeq, a predicted model, not a curated record